UGCUGGAAGACUGUUGCUUCUGGCCUUGCAGCAAUAACGGAAAUAUUAUAGUCUACGAAAAUUAGGAUAAACUGUGUAAAAAAGCCAAAAAUAUGCGGCUUAAAUACAUUAAAUUAUAAGCCAGACGUGAGAUUUAAUAUUUAUUAAACUUGUGGACUGUUGGCUCAAUGAUUUAAGCCAAUAUCUGAGUCUGUGGAUGCUGUGUGUUUGUUUUCCUGGCUAAUAUCGAUUUUAUCAGAUGGAGCAUCCUUCCAUGUAACGCGCCUGGAAAGAGUUAUCUAUUAAAUAGAGUAUAAUCUAAUUGGAUUUAGAGAGUAUAACUUAUUGGCAUCAUGAAGCGACAAAACGUUCGAACCCUUUCACUUGUGGUGUGCACUUUUACCUAUCUCCUAAUUGGAGCUGCGGUCUUCGACUCACUGGAAUCGACAACAGAGGCCAAGCGAUGGGAGUUCUUGCAAGCUGUAAAGAACAACUUUGUUAAGAAAUACAAUGUAAGCGACGAGGAUUUUCGGGUAAUGGAAAUUGUCAUAAUUGAAAACAAACCGCACAAAGCUGGCCCUCAAUGGAAGUUUGCUGGAGCCUUUUACUUCAGCACCGUUGUCCUGGCCAUGAUAGGCUAUGGCCAUUCAACUCCUGUCACAAUUCCUGGAAAGGCUUUUUGCAUGGGCUAUGCCAUGGUGGGCAUUCCUCUGGGCCUGGUGAUGUUCCAGUCGAUUGGUGAACGUCUGAACAAGUUCGCUUCGGUUAUCAUUAGACGGGCAAAGAGGGCCAGCGGAGCUCGCUGCACGGAUGCCACAGAGAUGAACCUCAUGUUGGCCACGGGCAUGCUCUCCUCGAUUAUUAUCACCACAGGAGCGGCAGUCUUUUCCCGCUACGAAGGUUGGAGCUACUUUGAUAGCUUCUACUAUUGCUUUGUCACCCUGACCACCAUCGGUUUUGGGGACUAUGUGGCCCUGCAGAAUGACCAGGCCCUCACCAAUAAGCCUGGCUAUGUGGCCCUAAGCUUGGUCUUCAUUCUGUUUGGCCUGGCCGUAGUGGCUGCUAGUAUCAAUUUGUUGGUGCUGCGCUUCAUGACCAUGCAAGCGGAGGAUGCCAAGAGAGAUGAGCAGGAUGCUCAGAAUUUAGCUGGAAAUGCCCAGCCGGUGACCUUUGAUGAUGAGUCCACGUACAACAUGCAUGGUAAGCUGUUGGAGAACAAUUACACCACAGAGAAUGAUGAGACCGCUUCGCUGUGCUCCUGCACCUGCAUGGGCGGCACUCGAUGCCUCAACCAUGAGCAAUUUGUUGAUCCGGACUUCCAGCCCACGGAUAUUAUUGAGAGCACCCUGUGCUUGAAGCGCGCCUCCGUCUGAUAUCCGUAUAGCCAGCUGUGGAACUCCUCUAUAUAGGAACCAGAGCCGAACUAUAGUUAUACAAUCCUGUAGAGACACAACCGCCGGUUACGAAACAUUGGUUGUUAGACGAACCUUCCCUACGCAGAUAUUUACACGAGGAAGGGUUGGUUAUUGUGGAUUGAGAGGGGGAAUACAUAGAAAAUGAUACACUUUAUGAUAAAUGCAUAUAAUGAAGCAUAUUUAACAGCGCAAAAAUACCACAAAAAGCCAAAAAGUCUUAGGGACUUCUUUGUUUGACUUUCACAUAAGAAAACUAUUCAUAUUUUCUUUGCGACUAUUUAGCUACUUGACAAAAGUAGAGUAUUCAGAAAUUCCUAUAGAUUACUAUCCUUAAAAAGGAGUUUCCCACAAUAACCGACCCUCUUCCCCAUAUACACACAUUUACAAAGGAGGAAACUCCAAGAACCCAUGUCAAUAUCAAUCACAUCAUCUGGUUGGGAGCCCAAAGAAGCCUUAAUAGGUUUCCUGGUAACUCCUCCGCCACUAACCCAUCUCAUAUUGUAGCCCUAAGAUGUUUUAACCAAAGAAAGCACUAUUAAAGAUUUUUUGCCCAAAAAA
Molecule: messenger RNA, 1952 nt
Organism: Drosophila kikkawai
Lineage: Eukaryota; Metazoa; Arthropoda; Insecta; Diptera; Drosophilidae
Gene: Task7
Product: TWIK-related acid-sensitive K[+] channel 7
Biological process (GO): potassium ion transmembrane transport; stabilization of membrane potential
Cellular component (GO): plasma membrane
Molecular function (GO): outward rectifier potassium channel activity; potassium ion leak channel activity
Source: RefSeq, a predicted model, not a curated record